AUGCACGUGACACGCAAGAACUCGAAACAAGUCGUGGCUACGGCGGAUCUCGUUGAUGGACUCUACUGGCUUCGUACGCCUCAACGGUCGGCCAACACGGUGAUGAACAACCAGGUUGUCGACCUGCACGCUUGCAUGGGUCAUGCACCUUUCGACGUUCUUCGCAAGAUGGUCAACGAUGGUCUGAUCAAGAACCCCAAGGCUCCUGCCAAGUCGAACGGAUCGAGCAUGUGUCGCGGGUGUCAACAAGGUAAGAUAGUUCAAAAACCAUUUCCAAGCAACCGCGACAAGCGUCGUUAUACCACGUUUGAGCUACUUCACUUCGAUAUCUGCGUCCCAAUGGAAGAAGUCUCGAUCGGCGGCAGCAGAUAUUUGCUGCUGAUUGUUGACAAAGCCAGCGGGUGCAUGAAGGGCUUCUUCUUACGUACAAAGUCGGAGAGCGAAGACUGCGUCAAGAGCUACAUUCUCAAGAUCGAGACCCAGUUCGGCAAGAAGGUCAAGUUCGUUCGUCACGAUGGAGCACGUGAGUUUACAUCCAACUCGCUCAAGGUCUUCUACGAGAACAAAGGCAUCGAUCAACAGACCACGGUGCCGUAUGCGCACCAGACCAACGGCACGGCAGAGCGCGCCAUUCGGUCUAUUGUCACGAUCGACCGCAGCUUACUGCAUCACGCCAAACUUGACAAGUGUUUUUGGGCUGAAGCGGCCAUGACGGCCAUCUACAUCAAGAACCGGUUGGCGUCGGUAGUUGAGGCGGGCAAGAGAUUUCUGCGCUUGGACGAGCCGAAUAUAAGAAACUUGCUCGGAAGAAUCGAAAUUGGAAAGUGA
Molecule: messenger RNA, 828 nt
Organism: Hyaloperonospora brassicae
Lineage: Eukaryota; Oomycota; Peronosporomycetes; Peronosporales; Peronosporaceae
Source: the annotation of a GenBank genome assembly